Fopius arisanus is the source of this 528-nucleotide messenger RNA. RefSeq names its product proline-rich protein HaeIII subfamily 1-like. The record is from RefSeq and is a predicted model, not a curated record. The transcript is spliced from 2 exons. Lineage: Eukaryota; Metazoa; Arthropoda; Insecta; Hymenoptera; Braconidae. The coding region runs from base 1 to 528 and encodes 175 amino acids.
AUGGCCGACAACGACGCCAACGACCCAACUCCUGCAGUUGCCGAGGAUAACGACGAUCUGAGAUUCCUGGCUCAGCGUCCACCACCAUCUCCACCCCCACUUCCACCUAUGUCACCAUGUCGCCAGCCUUCGCCAGGACCAGCGCCAAGGGAACAAAAUAAUCCUGCUCCACAUCAUCUUCCAGACCCUAAUAUUCUGCUCCAUCACGUGGAGCAACUUGGUCGACAGAUUGCUGAUCUGCAGAGGCAGAUACGUCUCGACCGACGCAAUGCUGCUCCACUGGCUCAGGGUCCUCAGGAGCCUGCUCGAAGAGGGAGGGGCAGAGGUGCUGCUCCACUGGCUCAGCAUCCUCAGGAGCCUGCUCCAAGAGGGAGAGGCAGAGGUGCUGCUCCAUUGGCUCAGGAUCCUGAGGAUCCGGAGAAUCCUGAGGAGGCUGUUCCAAGAGGGAGGGGCAGAGGUGCUGCUAGGGGCAAUCGCAGAGCUGGGAGAUUCUUGGGGGAGAGAAACGCUCGGUAUGGACCCUGUUAG